AUGUCAGCACACUCGAGGCAGAAUUCCGUGGUGCAAACUGCACCAACGGCUCAGAAUCCCCAAACUACAGUGAAAGGCGACAAAAUUGGGCCUUGGAAACUGGGGCCUACCUUGGGAGCAGGCAGUACAGGCAAAGUGCUUAUGGCACAACAUGAGUCCACAGGCCAGCAAGCCGCUGUGAAAAUAGUGUCGAAGUCAGUGUUUGGCCCACAAACCAGUAACAAUUCGUCGACAGUUGUUGGUUCGUCCGACCCAGACGUGCUACCGUACGGAAUCGAGCGUGAAAUCAUUAUUAUGAAACUACUGAACCAUCCCAACGUGCUUCGGCUGUACGACGUAUGGGAAACUAACUCGAGUCUGUACAUGGUUCUCGAGUAUGUGGAAAAGGGCGAACUGUUCAAUCUUCUGGUUGAUCGGGGUCCGCUGCCUGAAAAUGAAGCCAUUCGGUUUUUCCGUCAAAUUAUCAUUGGUAUCUCUUAUUGCCAUGCCUUGGGGAUAGUUCACAGAGACCUGAAACCUGAGAAUCUUCUGCUGGAUCACAAAUUUAACAUCAAGAUCGCAGAUUUCGGGAUGGCCGCGCUGGAGAGCAAAGACAAGCUUUUAGAGACUUCUUGUGGCUCUCCACACUACGCUGCGCCUGAAAUUGUGUCGGGUCUUCCCUACCACGGUUUCGAAAGCGACGUGUGGUCCUGUGGUGUCAUUCUGUUCGCUCUUCUCACAGGAAGACUUCCAUUCGACGAAGAAGAUGGCAACAUAAGAAAUCUGUUGCUUAAAGUUCAAAGCGGGCGCUUUGAAAUGCCAGAUACCAACGAAAUUUCACCAGAAGCUCAGGAUCUCAUUUCUAAAAUUCUCACAGUGGAUCCCACAGCCAGAAUUAAGGCGCGUGGAAUUCUAAAACAUCCACUCCUGCAAAAGUAUCCAAGUAUCAAAGACUCCAAGAGUAUUCGAAACCUACCUCGUGAAGACACGUAUUUGAAUCCACUUGACGAUGUUGAUGGAAACAUUGACGAUGCUAUUAUCCAAAACCUAGUUGUGUUGUGGCAUGGGCGUAACAAAGAAGAUAUUGUUGCUAAGUUGAGGGAGCCAGGCGCUAAUCUAGAAAAAACAUUUUACGCACUCUUGCAUAGUUUCAAAGCAGAUGCCAGCCAUAACCAGGAGCGCCGAUCUCAAGUCAAGCAGGGGUUUUCUCCCAAGAAGAGCAAUAUGACAAAAUCAACAUCGCGCAGAUCAAUCAACAAUUCUUCAACGCCUAAAAGAAAAUCGAAAGGGCCUAUUAUCAGUGCCUCGUCAUCGCAUAAAAGACCUGUUUCUUUCAAUAGACUUCCCGGUACUCUUGGUGCGAACACUGAUAAUAAGUCGCCCACCCCAAGCAAGUCUAAUGCCCUCAAUCUUUCAUCAAACAAAAGAGCGUCAGCACUAAUUAAUACCAACUCGCCAACACCCGCUAAUAAGAGGUCAUCUUAUAGAGACAUCAAUGCGACUGCGCCUCCUAUCCCUGUGGACAUGCUGAAGGACUACAACAAAUCCAAUUCGAAGGCGACAAAAAGAUCGUCACGCUCAAGCAAGAGAUUAUCUUUCUUGCCUGGAAGUAGUAAGCGCGGUUCCAUGACUUCAAAGCUGAUUGCUACAUUUGCCAAAAUCUCGGAAGACGACGACUGGGAAUACAUCGAGAAAGAGACUAAAAGGACAAGUGCUGACUUCGCGACUCUAUGUGAUCAAAUUUUCGAGCACGAAAAGCACGAGCAAAUCAGAAGAGAGAAGGAAGAGCUUGAAAGACGUGUGAGAGAAGCUAAAGAACAAGAAGAACGAGAAAGGAGGCAGCGUGCUGAAGAGGAGCGAAAGAAGCAAGAGGAAGAGGAACAGAAGCAACGACAAUUGGAGGAAGAAAACGCUUUGAGGCAAAAACAAGCGCUAGAACAAAUUGACCGCGAUAUGAAACUUAUCAAAACAGGUGGUGACGGUAGAAACGAGGCUGUUGGGACCCAAAACAGAUCGGUUUCUGCUCCAGCUGCAAAUGUGCUGAAUGUAGAAAAGCGUGGUUCCAUUUUGGGGUUAGAAAACGAUAUUCAAGAACUCCUCGAGAAAAGAACCUACUCCCUUCAGACAAGGCCUAUUUCUCGAUUAGAUCCAGGUAUUUUUGCGGACUCUGAACUGUCGCAGGCCGAAACUGAAGCUCGCGCUAAAGACCUCAAAACUGAGAAAACAAUCCUCGAAACAAUUCGAAGAUCAAAAUUUUUGGGAUCUUCAUUCGACAUCAAUAAAGAGUUGGCGAAGGACAAACGACUUAGAGAAGAAAAUGGACAGUCUUCAUCUAAAGAGCCAAAAAGCCAAGAUCGUGUUGUCUCUAAUGCUACCGUGAUUUCCGGUACUAACACGGGUUACAAAUCUCAGACUCUUCCCAAGAACGCUACCGCAAUGGCGCCACUAAGGGACAAAGCUAGUGAAAAUCCUCGGAAAAUCUCUGAGAUUCAGGUCCCACAAUUUACAAGACGGUCACGUCACUUCACAGCAUCGAACAAAAGGCUGUCGGUGCUUUCGAUGUAUUCAACUAAGAAUUCUUUCACAAACCUGGCGGACCAUCUGAAAAGUAAUGGAGAUCUUCAAUCUUUAAAUGGCAGCCCACCCUCUGCCUCGAGAAUCGAUCCAGAAGGAGAGUUCUUAUUUGAGAAUGUCGACAACGAGGGUAAAGACACGGCAGAAACAUCUGCAGAUAGUCGGUUGUACGAAGUCCCUGAAACUUCCAAACACGACACUCGUCACCCAGUAAAGCUGAACUUCGCCGACCGCUUCAACGACUCAGUGCCUCCGAACAAGUCAGUCAUAGACGAAUCAUCGACGGUAAAGCUGCCUGCUUUGCCGCCUUUGAAUGAACAAAAAUCUAAUGGUAUGACGGGUCUUGGUCUUUAUCAAGCGCCUUCUGAUGUGGGUGCAGAGGAAACUAAUGAAAGGUUGACAGUUCCGGAACCAUCGAGAAAGGUGACGUCAAUGGUGCCACCCCAACCAGAGCGUACCGAGAAGACCCUGCCAAAGCCGAUCUCCAAUGAAAGCGAGAAGCUCAAGGAUAAAGAGCUGACGAAAAAGGAAGCUGACGUAGCCAGAAGGCCACUCGAGGAUAUUACCCCGGCAGCCGCCAAGAAGGCCAACAAAUCUUUUUUCCGCAAGUUCUCUUCGAAAUCUCACGAAGACAAGAAAAGCCAAACGUAUAAUGCUGUCCUGCACACCGUUAUAGACGAGACACAAAUGUUCAACGCUUUGAGCAAGCUGUUAGUGGCCUGGAAAGAGUAUGGCUUGAAGGACGUCAGGGCAAUCCCUUCAGAGCGGAAGAUUAAGGGUAAGUUGAGCAGCGAUAACAUAUUUUCGCUGCGCUCAACCCUGUUCGAAAUUUCGAUCUUGCCAAACAAUAAGAACUCUCCAGGAUCUGACAUUGGCUUUGAGAAACUAUCAGGGUCAGGAAAGACUUUCAGAAAGCUUCUAUCUGAAAUUGAAAAGAUUCUUGAGUCUAAGAAAGCCCUGGCGUAG
Molecule: messenger RNA, 3519 nt
Organism: Lachancea sp. 'fantastica'
Lineage: Eukaryota; Fungi; Ascomycota; Saccharomycetes; Saccharomycetales; Saccharomycetaceae
Source: the annotation of a GenBank genome assembly